Molecule: messenger RNA, 1440 nt
Organism: Frankliniella occidentalis (western flower thrips)
Lineage: Eukaryota; Metazoa; Arthropoda; Insecta; Thysanoptera; Thripidae
Product: aminopeptidase N-like
Biological process (GO): proteolysis; peptide catabolic process
Cellular component (GO): cytoplasm
Molecular function (GO): metalloaminopeptidase activity; peptide binding; zinc ion binding
Source: RefSeq, a predicted model, not a curated record
GGACCCGCCCAGCCCACUGAUUGAGAGCGGCGCUGUCCAGGGCCAGCUCCGCGAGCAGCUCCGCCAGCUCGGGACAGCCUCGCCGCAGUGACCCGCGCGCCAUGGACUCGGAGUGGCCGCCGUCCCUGGCCAGCGUAACGCCGGCGCGCGAGGCCUAGAAUGACCCAGUCCCGAGAGGCGCUGACCAUCAUGGCGGAGUCGGGUCCAACCUUCAGCAAGGCGGGCACCCUGGCCGUGCCGCGGUGGGCGGCGCUCCUGGCCGCCGCCGUGUUCGUGGUGAGCCUGGUCGUGACCGGGCUGGUGGUGUACUCGCUCACCUCCUGCCCGCCCGCCCCCGCCUCCCCGGACGAGGCGGCGCGGGCGUCGGGGGCUCUGGACGCGGCGGGGCCGGGCGGCGCCAAGGACAAGAUCGACGUGCGGCUGCCGCGCAGCGUGCGGCCCGUCUCCUACGAGAUCAGCCUGCUGCCCUUCAUCAAGGGAAACUUCUCCUUCAGGGGCGAGGUGGCCAUCAUCCUGAACGUGACGGAGGCCACCAACAACGUGACGCUCCAUGCGCACGAGUUGGCCGUGGACGAAAGCUCGGUGGCGCUGACGCUCCAGGACGUUGAUGCGUCCACGGGCGUUCCCCUGGGGCGGCAAAGCCGUGACCCCAAGCGCCAGUUCUACGUGAUCAAGACCAAGAUGCCGCUGAAGCCGGGCACUUACCGGAUCAAGCUCAAAUUCACCGGGAUUCUCAGCGACGACCUACAGGGCUUCUACCGCAGCUCGUACAUCGAGCGUAACGUGACCCGCUGGGUGGCCGUGACGCAGUUCCAGUCAACGGACGCCCGGCGCGCCUUCCCCUGCUUCGACGAGCCGGCCCUCAAGGCCCGCUUCAAGCUGCACCUGGCGCGGCCCGUGGACAUGACCACCGUCUCCAACAUGCCACAGCAAAGGAACUCCACCAGGGUGGAUGGCGUACCCGGCUACGUCUGGGACCACUACGAGGAGUCCGUGCCCAUGUCCACGUACCUGGUGGCCUUUGCGGUGACGGACUUCGAGAGCAGGCGGAGCAGCAUGCGGAACGGCACGUUCGCCGUGUGGACGCGGAGCGAGGCGGUGGACCAGGCCAAGUACGCCCUGGAGAUCGGCCCCCGCGUGCUCGAGUACUUCGAGAAGUACUUCAACAUCAGGUACCCGCUGCCCAAGAUGGACAUGAUGGCUCUGCCGGACUUCGCGGCGGGCGCCAUGGAGAACUGGGGGCUCAUCACGUACCGGGAGAUCGCCAUGCUGUACCAGGAGGGCGUGUCCAUGACCAGCAACAAGCAGCAGGUGGCGACCGUGGUGGCGCACGAGCUAGCGCACCAGUGGUUCGGCAACCUGGUCACGCCGUCCUGGUGGUCCGACCUCUGGCUCAACGAGGGCUUCGCUAGCUACGUCGAGUACUUCGGCGUUAAUGCG